Molecule: messenger RNA, 455 nt
Organism: Diorhabda sublineata
Lineage: Eukaryota; Metazoa; Arthropoda; Insecta; Coleoptera; Chrysomelidae
Exons: 2
Coding region: 91-423 (110 amino acids)
Source: RefSeq, a predicted model, not a curated record
ACGUUUGAUUAAGAAUGAUCAACGAUUACGAAAUAUAUAAAAGUAACAAUUUCGUCAUGUAAUUCUGCAUUCCAAUCUAAGAAAGGUGAAAUGGCAUAUUUAAAAUAUUCCUUGGUUGUCUUAGUCUUGCUUCUUGCUGUAUCAGCCCAUUGUUUACCAUGUGGAGAUCCCUGUGCUACUCUUUUGGACCCAUGUGGGCUACCCCCAAUCAACAUUCAAUUGACACCAUUACUUACCAAACUUGGACUUUUAGCUAAAUUAAAGGACAAACUUUGCGCAAAGUUUUGCGGAGGCGGAUGCGGAGGGGGAUGCGGAUGUGGAGGCGGACUCGGACUGAAUGGGUGCGGACUAGGCCUCAAUCCCUGCGGUUUGCCUAAAUCGGGAUGUGGAUUAUUGGGCCCAUUACUUGACAAACUUUUCUAAUAAAACACUACAUAAAUAAACUUUUAUUUGUA